CUGUACCUUUGUUUUGCAAAAAACGGACUCGAGUCCGGGAAGCCGUGAGCGAGAUUUUUUGACCGAGAAGAGCAAGGAAUCAUAUUGCGUCAUCAGCAUCGUUUAGCCAAGUUUCUCCAAUUGGUUGGCGCGAGCGCCAGCGGCACGGAAAGAUCCAGGCAAGGCAGUCGUGGAGGAGGGGCGAGCUCAGGCUCAGGCUGCAGAUACUGAUACUGCAGCCGCUGGAAAAAUGGCCAGUACUCCUUCAAGUGCGCCCAGUUCUGGUGCUGGAUUUGGAGCUGGAGCUGGGGCUGGUGCCGGCGCCAGCACACUGGAAGGAACCCUGAGCAAAUGGACGAACGUGAUGAAGGGCUGGCAGUACCGCUUCUUCGUGCUGGACGAGAAUGCGGGCCUGCUCUCCUACUACACGUCCAAGGAGAAGAUGAUGAAGGGCGUGCGACGCGGAUGUGUGCGACUCAAGGACGCCCUGAUCGGCAUCGAUGAUCAAGAGGAUAACACCUUCACAAUAACCGUCGAUCACAAGACUUUUCACUUUCAGGCGCGACACAGCGAGGAGCGGGAGCAGUGGGUGAGACGUUUGGAGGACACAAUACGACGCCACGCGAACCGCUCGCGUCUGUGGGACAGUCAGAGCGCCUUCUACAUCGCUGGCGGGUAUACCAAGGAGUCCAGCUAUGGCGGCAAACGGCCCAAUCACCUGGAGCUGCUAGCACGCCGCGUUUUCGAAGCGGAUGCCUACCUCCAGCUGAUGAUAGAGCAGACAAACUUGCUGGAAAAGCGCAUCGCGGAGCUGAGCGACCCCGACGAGCAGGCCAAAUGUAAAGCGCUACAGGACAACGCCAGUGCCAUGCUGGAUCACAUCAAGCACUCGAUUGUUAGCCUACAGAUUGCCAAAAACAUGGCCCAUCCCAUCAAUGGCAUAUACAACGGUCCCCAGGCAGCCCCCUCAACAACCUCCUCGGCCAGCGGGAUGUCAAAGGAUGUGUUAGCCGGCAAGGGCGAACCAGGGGACGACGAGGAUGAUUCAAUCACGGAAAAUGCCACCACAGCGCCCCUGGGUCUGGCUGUGCCCGAUACCUCAUACUCGAGCAGCGAAGGUGAAGAGGACUUUUACGAUGCCCACGAAGAUCCCUAUACCAGCCUAGGCAGCUCUCCGAUUGGCUGCGCCACGCGGGGCUUCGCAGAGCCCACAUCACCCACCCACGACGGGGAGGCCACUGGGCCGCCGACUGAGACGGUUACCAAGACACUGCCGGAAAUAGAGGAGAGCACUGCGGAUGGGGAUGCGGUGGCAAGCAGGGCAACCAAGUCGUCCAAGAACUCGAUGAGCUCUCGCAGCGACAGCUACGACAAUGGCAUUGACUAUGACGCACUGUACGAAGAGGAGGAGGAGAAUGACCUCAGCAUGGAGGCGCACGGCUCGAUGAUCACCCAUCUGUUGUCGCAGGUAAAGAUUGGCAUGGACCUCACCAAGGUGGUCCUGCCCACCUUCAUCUUGGAGCGUCGUUCUCUGUUGGAGAUGUAUGCCGACUACUUCGCCCAUCCCGAUUUGUUUCUAAAAAUCUCGGAGCUGGACGACCCACGCGAUCGAAUUGUCCAGGUCUGCCGCUGGUAUCUGAGUGCCUACCACGCCGGACGCAAGAGUGCGGUGGCCAAGAAGCCCUACAAUCCCAUACUGGGUGAAGUCUUUCAAUGUCACUGGGAUCUUCCUGACGAAGUUCAGGACACUAACGAGGUGCACGACGGCCCAGUGCCCUGGUGCCGGCGGGAUCAGCUAACCUUCUUAGCGGAGCAGGUGUCCCAUCAUCCGCCAAUUUCGGCCUUCUAUGCUGAGCAUUAUAAUAAGAAAAUCACUUUUGCGGCCCACGUCUGGACAAAGUCAAAGUUCUUGGGCCUCUCCAUUGGCGUGCACAACAUUGGCGAGGGCGUCGUCACCCUGGUGGACCGCAGCGAGGAGUAUAUUGUAACCUUCCCCAAUGGCUACGGGAGAUCUAUAUUAACGGUGCCUUGGAUUGAGCUGGGCGGCUCUGUGGAAAUCAAAUGUCCACAGACAGGCUACCAUGCCAACGUGGAGUUCCUCACGAAGCCCUUUUAUGGUGGCAAGCGCAACAAGGUCUCCGCAGAGGUCUACGCGCCCAACGAUAAGAAACCUUUUGUGUCCAUAGCCGGCGAGUGGAGCGGACUGAUGGAGGCCAAAUGGCAUGAUAAGAAUAAAACCGAAGUAUUCGUUGACGUAAAUCGCAUACCAAUAUUUAAGAAACAAGUUCGACCAAUCGUUGAGCAGGAUGAAUACGAAUCGCGACGCGUUUGGAAGGAAGUGACAGCGGGACUCAAAUUUAACGACAUUGAACGUGCCACCAAUGCCAAAUUUGUUGUGGAACAGCAGCAGAGGGAUCAAGUCAAGAUGCGCAAAGAAUACGACCUGGCCUGGGAGCACAAGCACUUCAAGCCCGUGGGCGAAAACUGGAUCUACGCGAAGUCGCUGAGUCAGCGCAUCUAUUUGCAGGAGAAGGAGGCCAGAAGAUAAUGCAUACAACUGAAGGCGGCAGAGAAGACAUUAAGAGAAACACCAAAAAUGUUUAUAUAUAUAUAUGAUUCAUAUCAAGAACGAGCCUCAACUAUAUGUAAAAUUUCCACAAGUGCGCAAACCUCUGAACACUGACGAUACAACGUAACAUAUGCAGGAAACGAUGGAGCAACAGAAUGUCGGGACAGAAUUCGCGGGAGAUGGUUUUACCUCUAGAGUCUGUCUAUUAAGUGUAAAUAAUAUACCCAGAAGCAGAAAUAAGAAAAGCAUAAUCCAAGGCAGGACAAACGACGGAACGAUCGAUUGAAGAGGAAAGCUAAGCUCUUCUGAAACGGGUUGCAAUACAUGAGUGAUACUUGAGAGCGGCGGACACUCACUAGAAACUAUCUACACACAAUAAACACAAUUAUUAUUUCCUAAGUACUAGUGUGUUUCAAAGGCAAUCGCAGUAAACUGCAAAACAAAGAACACCAAUUCAAUACCUUUUACAUUACUAACAAACUAACUAAAAGUAACAGAAAUGGAAACCAAUACCAAUACCAAUAGUGGGAUAUAUCAAACGUUGUAGAAUAUGAAGAAUAGAGAUUUAAGGAUAGAAAUUCUAUUUUUGAAAUAAAAGACUCUGCUAUAGACGAAAUACAAUACUGAUAGGAAUGUAUGUAUGUAUGUAUCUGCAUCGAUACAGCAUCUAAUGCUUGUUUCUAAAACCGAACCCAACACACACACCAUGCACAACGAUAAUGAUUUGUCCUUGCAUAGUUUUUAUAUCCAAUACGAUUAUAUUAUAUAUAUACACACCUCUACUAGUAUUAUGUUUCGAAUUCCAAUUGUCACAAUGAUGAAUAAAGCUUUACUAACAGCCCGCUGCUAACACUCCAACGAAA
Messenger RNA from Drosophila miranda, 3411 nucleotides. RefSeq names its product oxysterol-binding protein-related protein 9. The record is from RefSeq and is a predicted model, not a curated record. NCBI's taxonomy places the organism in Eukaryota, Metazoa, Arthropoda, Insecta, Diptera, Drosophilidae. Gene Ontology annotation, molecular function: sterol binding. Bases 230 to 2527 code for a protein of 765 amino acids. Gene Ontology annotation, cellular component: cytosol; intracellular membrane-bounded organelle; membrane. The transcript has 15 exons.